Entamoeba dispar SAW760 is the source of this 387-nucleotide messenger RNA. RefSeq lists its product as uncharacterized. Lineage: Eukaryota; Evosea; Mastigamoebida; Endamoebidae. The coding region runs from base 1 to 387 and encodes 128 amino acids. The record is from RefSeq and is a predicted model, not a curated record. The transcript has a single exon.
AUGAAGGCUGUAUUCAUUUUUGCACUUAUCAUAUGCAUUAAUGCAUAUCCAUAUUUUGGAGUUUCUGCUGUUGAAAAGGAAAUCGCUGAGCAAAAAGUUUCAAUGAUUGAUUCCCGUAUUGAGAAUUUAGAAGAUAUUAGAAGAAGACUUUUAGAUGCUCUUGAUGCUACUUAUGAAGAUAUGUUCAAUGCUGGAUGUACAAAGGCAAAAGCUCAAUUAAAAAAAGUAGUCCAGGAAUUAAGAAAAAAAAUUGUUCGUGUUGAUUCAAAAAUCAGUUCAACAAAAAGUUUAUUAACUAAAGUCCUUUCUGGUUUGAAUCCAAGAGCAAGAAAUUCUGUUAUUAGACAUUGCAAAGUUGAAAGACGUUUCGCUAAAAGACUUUUGUAA